Dermacentor silvarum is the source of this 1331-nucleotide messenger RNA. RefSeq lists its product as uncharacterized. Lineage: Eukaryota; Metazoa; Arthropoda; Arachnida; Ixodida; Ixodidae. The transcript has 2 exons. Bases 62 to 757 code for a protein of 231 amino acids. The record is from RefSeq and is a predicted model, not a curated record.
UCAAAGAAAAACUUCACACGAGCAGAAGAAAAAAGAGAGUAAAAGCAAGGGCGCCUACGAAAUGACCGAAUUAUUUUCCCUCUGCGAGGUGAAUGAGCAAGAAGAAAAAUUCAUGGUUGAAGUACAGAUUGAAGGGCAGAAUGUACCCAUGGAAAUUGAUUCUGGAGCAUCGUGCUCAAUUGUGAGUGAAGAAACGUUUCGCUCUAUCGAGGGAAAGCAAAGUAAAAUACCCCUUCGAGAGUCAAGCACAACGCUCGUAACCUGGUCAAAAGAGGCGUUGCCUGUAGUUGGUCGCGCAAGUGUUGUGGUGGAAUUCAAGGGUCGGACGGCAAAGCUGCCUUUGUUGGUAGUGAAGAGAAGCGGUAACAGUUUGCUUGGGCGGAACUGGUUUAGGCCGUUGGGCAUUGGGCUGCAUGGAAUUCAGCAACUGAAUGUUGAAGACGUCACUUCACGAUUUUCUGAGGUGUUUCGCAGUGACCUUCCUGGCUUCAAUGGACCGCCAGUGCACAUCGAACUGAAAGACGAUGCCAAACCAACGUUCCUCAAAAGUCGUACAGUUCCACUAGCACUGAAAGACGAUGUGGCCAAGGAAGUGGACCGCUUGGUGCAACAAGGAGUCUGGGAACCAGUCGAGUACUCCAACUGGGCAACUCCGCUCGUGGUGGGAUCCACCCGAGCCAAAGCAAGACUGACGCCAUCCAGCAAGCGCCAACGCCCACUAGCAAGAAGCAGCUGCAAGCCUUUUUGGGGCUACUGAACUUCUAUAGCAGUUUCCUCAAGGGCAGGACCGGAGCGGCGGAACCUCUAUACCGGCUCCUAGACCACGACCACGAAUGGGAAUGGAAAGGUGAGCACCAACGUGCUUUCGAGAAGCUGAAGAAGCUACUUAGCUCCGAUGCCGUACUUGUUUCUUAUGACCCCGAGCGUCCCUUGAUGCUGUGCUGUGACGCAUCCCCUGUAGGGGUGGGGGCGGUGCUGGCCCAUAAAGCAGCUGACGGGAGGGAGCAACCCAUAGCUUAUGCUUCACGAACUCUAGGCGCAAGUGAGCGUAACUACGCCCAAAUUGACAAGGAGGGUCUAGCAGUCGUCUUCGGGGUAAAAAAAUUUCAUCAGUACCUGGCUGGGCGAGAAUUCACGGUGAUAACAGAUCACAAACCGCUUUUGGGUUUAUUAAACACGGACAAGCGAGUGCCGGAAGUACUGUCACCCAGAAUGCUGCGCUGGAUUUUGUUGUUGUCUGCGUAUAACUAUCGCAUCCAGUACAGGCGAGGUGGGGACAACUCCAACGCUGAUGCACUCAGUCGACUGCCAGCCCUCGGGGACGAGGACGA